Molecule: messenger RNA, 261 nt
Organism: Drosophila biarmipes
Lineage: Eukaryota; Metazoa; Arthropoda; Insecta; Diptera; Drosophilidae
Exons: 1
Coding region: 1-261 (86 amino acids)
Source: RefSeq, a predicted model, not a curated record
AUGUCAGGGCGACGGUACGUGCGGCAAAACAAAUUACAGGGAAAUUGCGUCACCUGCAGGAAUUUCCACUCAGCAUUGUCAAAUGCCACCAGAAAUCGCUGGACAUGUUGUAACAUUAAUUUGACAUUUUACGGCCCAGGACUGGGAUCGUCGGGAACGAGGCAUGGGCGGGCCGAGGAGCAAACAUCCAUAUGCAUAUCGGUCGGAGGACUCCUUAACAAUCUGGUCCCAGACCGCAGAACAACACAGGACAAGGAUUAA